UCGCCCUCCUCCUCUUUCUGCGGCGCUGGAAACUUUUGCUGUUUUUCAACCGCUAUGAGGAAACCCAUCGACCUCUGAUCGGAUACUUGAACACUUUUAGGACUUUUAGGUAGGCUUCUUUAUCUGAGCCCCCCACCUCUCACUCUCUGUCCUGCCUGUGAUGCCCGCGGGGAUGUUCAGUAUCGACAGUAUUCUAGCUGGCAGACCCAGCUGUAAGGACCCCGCGCUGCUCCACCGCAGCGCCCCGCUCGUCUUCUCCAACCUGGCGGACUCGCUGUACUCGGCGGCAGACUAUAACGGACUCUACUCGCCCACAGGAGCUGCGGCCGCGAGCCUGCCGCCCGUCAGCGGAGCCAGGCUCGGCUACAACAGCUACUGCUACGGGCAGCUUCAUGUGCAAGGACCGAGUGGCCCAACGUGCUGUGGCGCCAUGCCCACCCAGUGUCCGUGCAUUCCCACAGGCUACGACAGCAGCGGCUCUGUGCUGAUGUCUCCAGUGCCCCAUCAGAUGGUGUCCUACCUGAACAUGGGCUCGCUGUCGCGGACGGAUCUGCACCUGCUUAGCCAGCUGCAGUGCAGGCGCAAGAGGCGCCACCGCACCAUCUUCACGGACGAGCAGCUGGACGCCCUCGAGCGGCUCUUCCAGGAGACCAAGUACCCGGAUGUGGGGGCACGAGAACAGUUAGCACGGAAGGUGCACCUGCGCGAGGAGAAGGUCGAGGUUUGGUUCAAAAACAGACGAGCGAAAUGGAGAAGGCAGAAAAGAUCUUCGUCCGAGGAAUCAGAAAACACCCAGAAAUGGAACAAACCCACGAAAACAGCUGCAGAGAAAACCGAGGAGAGCAAAAGCGACGCGGACUCGGACAGCUGAUAAAGAAACACCUCUCCAAAAAGAGAAUAACACUCCUUUAUCUUGCACAAACAAACAGCUCCGGUCUGGACUUGUACAUGCUGUAAAUGAUCAUGUGAACUGAACUUAACGCUCGUGUGUUGUCAUGCUGUUGCACAGAUGUAUAGGAAAAAAAAUGUUCCCUUUAUCAUUGAUAUUGUUAUUUAUAUUAA
Colossoma macropomum (tambaqui) is the source of this 1062-nucleotide messenger RNA. It is a transcript of the gene gsc, whose product is annotated as goosecoid. The coding region runs from base 161 to 871 and encodes 236 amino acids. Gene Ontology annotation, cellular component: nucleus. Gene Ontology annotation, biological process: regulation of transcription by RNA polymerase II. Lineage: Eukaryota; Metazoa; Chordata; Actinopteri; Characiformes; Serrasalmidae. The record is from RefSeq and is a predicted model, not a curated record. The transcript has 3 exons. Gene Ontology annotation, molecular function: DNA-binding transcription factor activity, RNA polymerase II-specific; RNA polymerase II cis-regulatory region sequence-specific DNA binding.